Messenger RNA from Spirodela intermedia, 2893 nucleotides. NCBI's taxonomy places the organism in Eukaryota, Viridiplantae, Streptophyta, Magnoliopsida, Alismatales, Araceae. The record is from the annotation of a GenBank genome assembly.
AUGGUGAUUCCUCAGGAUGGACUCUGGGGCCCUUCGCACAACAGGAGAGGCUGCGGCGGUUGCGGACCGGCGGUGAAGACCUCGGCCGCGAACGCCGAGUACUCUGUCUCCUGUACCACCUUCAACAUCCUGGCCCCCAUCUACAAGCGCCUCGACAAAGAGGUUCACCCCUCCUCCCUUCUCGUUCCUCAAAUGCUUUCUCUAAAUUCUGUAGUGCCCGUGGGCGAUCAAUCUUCCUUUUCGUUCUCGGUCUGAAUUUGUGGUAGGGCAGGAUCAGAGUCGCCGGGAGAGCCAAUACAAGGCGUACUGGCUUAGCAGGAACAGGAGAAUACUGGACCGCCUUCUUGGCGAAAAGUCCUCAAUCAUCUGCCUCCAGGUUGGCCUCUCCCGAACUUAUUUGUCUUGAAGCUCUCUCCUGCUUUCAGUUUUUCUCGAAAUCUUCAAGUUGACUUUGGUCUUCUGCCUCUCUCUCCGUUCCUGCGACAGGAGGUUUGGGUUGGGAAUGAGGAACUAGUGGGGCUGUAUGAGAAGACGCUGGAUGAUGCUGGUUAUGUCAGCUUCAAACUGGCUCGGACUAAUAACCGUGGAGAUGGUAUGUUGUCUGAUAUGCUCUGGCAUAUCCUCAGUCCAGGAGCUAUUAUGUCGUGGAUUUCUCUUCGGAUUAUAUUAGAAUUAGGGAUUCUUAUGAUGUUACUUUGCCAAUUCACGAGCACAUCAAACAGAAGAACUGCCGAGGAAUCUUUCAGGUAGCAUAGCUUGGGAAAUUAAAUGAUUUCCCUGAGAUUGUCAGUUCGUUCUGUUUCUAUGUUUGGGGACAUGCCGCCGUUUCUUAACAGACUAACAAAGUCUGCCUCCGGGCAUCUGAUCCUUUUGUGAUUGUGUCAAUCUCCAUAUGACCCUUUCUUAAUUUUGGGGCUGUGACAAUUUUUUCAAGAAAUUUCUUUUUGGUUCUCAUAGAAUUCUCAAGACCUGAAUGGUACGAAUAACACUUUCAAAGACUUUGUGGAGAUUCACCAGAGUUUCUUAAAUCACGGUCUUUGGUUGCGUUUCUCUACAAAUUUUUAUGCUUGCUUGGUGCCCAUGGAGAUCAUCGUUCUCUCAUCAACUCCCAGUUUCAUCAAUCUCCUGCUAAACGAAACCAUCGUGAUAAAUAUGGGUGCCUCUUCCUCAGCAGAAGUGGCCCUUCAUUUUUUGCUUUCUUUUGAGACAUUUACAGUCAGAAAUCCAUGCAUCUCGUUUGAAUUGGUGUCCUCUCGAAUCCUUACUCCUCUUGACUUCUCUGACUUCGUGCUUAUUAUUCAUCAAUUAAAUCUUUUUCAGGUCUGAUGACUGCCCUCCAUAGAGACUGUUUUAGGGUUCUAAACUACCGAGAGCUGCUCUUCAAUGACUUUGGCGACCGUGUUGCUCAGCUUCUGCACGUUGAGUCAGUUUUCCCUUUCUGGCAAAGUCGGCACAGAAACAUCCAGCAGGAAGUUCUCAUAGUCAACACCCACUUAUUGUUUCCUCAUGAUUACCGCCUCUGCUUCGUUCGAUUGCAUCAGGUAGAUUUGUUUCCAAUUUUCUUCAGCCAAGAAAUUUAAUUAUACACACUGCAUGCAUAUUAAUCCACCAGUUCCUCAGGUCUACAAGAUCCUUCAGUAUGUGGAGUCUUACCAGAAAGAACGCGAGCUCAAUCCGAUGCCUAUCAUCCUCUGCGGGUCAGUUCUUGUUCGCCAGAUUGUUUCCUUAUUUUUUUGAGAAAUCAGAUUAGAAAGAGGUUAUCAUCGUCGUUCCUUGUCCACCUUUUAGGGACUGGAAUGGAAGCAAGCGGGGGCGCGUGUACAAGUUUCUUAGGUCUCAAGGCUUUGUCUCCUCAUACGAUACCGCCCACCAGUACACCGACAGCGAUGCAGAUGCCCACAAGGUGAUCAUCUCCUCUUCCUUCCUCUCCCUUCAUGAAGAUGAAUCCCGCUCUUCCAUCUCUCCCUGCUGAGCUUCCCACUCCUCCCAAUGCCAACAGUGGGUCAGCCACCGGAACCACCGCGGCAACAUAUGUGGGGUGGAUUUCAUAUGGCUUCUUAAUCCGAACAAGUCCCGGAAGCCGCUCAAGACCAGCUGGAAUGAAGCCGUUUUCGGUAUAAUUAAGGUAAUGAAUGUGUAAUCAAGCAUCUGCCUUCGCUGCUAGUAGUAGUAGUAGUAGUAGUAGUAGUAGUAGUUCUGCUCGGAUUUAAUUUCCGUUCUUCCUGUUCAAGACUGAGGAAUCCUCCUUUUUUAUUUGCCUCAGUACUUCCUUCGCGAAGCCUCCCUGUCAGAAGAGAACUCCUUCGGGUUCCUGAAAGCUGGCAGUGAUGGUGACUGCAUCACCUACCCUAGCUUCUCCCAAGCUCUCUGCCGGGUAAGCCCAUCCCCAAGAACAAACAGGCCAGGAAUAGAAAAAAUCUCCCAUCUCAGCUUCUUCUCCAUCGAAGGUCGCUUAAUCUCUGGUUAUUUAUCCGCAGCUGCACUUGUCAGGGCACCCAUGCGGACUGAGCUCCGAAGAGAUCCAGGAUCUGUGGACGCAGGCGGACGUCGAUGGGAACGACUUUAUAGAUUACGCUGAAUUUCAGGUGUGAUCUCGUCUACCCUAUUUUCAUUUUAUCAUAGGGUUUGAUGAUCCGCUCACGGUAGUUCUUCCCUCAUCCAGCAGCGGAUUUGGAACCAAGACUGUGCCGAACCGACCGAGGAGGCGGCCGGCGAGGGGAGCGGCGGCGGCGCGGAGAGCCUGUCCAUCGGCUUCGACGUCAAGAACGCAGCCCUCUUCCCGCCGGAGGCGGAGAAGGGGAUGUGGCCGGAGAACUACUCCCUCUCUGACCACGCCCCGCUCACCGUCGUCUUCUCGCCCGUGAGGGUGCCGUGCUCCCAGCCCAUCUGCUGA